This is a messenger RNA of Oncorhynchus nerka (sockeye salmon), 648 nucleotides long. RefSeq names its product GPALPP motifs containing 1 (gene gpalpp1). The annotation marks the transcript as partial. NCBI's taxonomy places the organism in Eukaryota, Metazoa, Chordata, Actinopteri, Salmoniformes, Salmonidae. The record is from RefSeq and is a predicted model, not a curated record. The transcript is spliced from 4 exons.
CUUAGGCCAGGUGUAUUGGGCCCAGCCUUACCCCCAGGAUUUCACAGACCGGCAUCUGAUGAUGAUGAAGAUGAUGAUGGUGAGGAUGAUUUCCCUCGGCCAGCCCUGCCACCGGGCUACACAGCAGAACCCUCCAGCGGUGAUGAAGAGGAGGAGGAGGAGGAUGAAGAGGUGAUCGGACCCAUGCCUGCUCUUGGUGCCAUCCGGGACUCCGUGGCUCUGGACAUCGAACGCAGAGCUCAGAAGAUGAAGGACAGACUGACAGGAGCAGAUAAUGGUCCGGAGGACGUGGUGCGAGAGACCUGGAUGACAGAGCUUCCUCCAACGCUGCAGCACAUCGGGCUGGGGGCCAGAACCUUCAAGAAGAGGGCUGGACCGGAGAGCAAGGACCGAUCCCUCUGGACCGACACCCCUGCUGACCGAGAACGCAAACUCAGGGAACGACUGGAGGGAAAGGAGAGUGAAGAAACAGAACCGGUCCCUCAACUGUCUCACAAAGAGUUACAGAUGGCUGAGAAAGUGUCCAAAUACAACGAAACCAAGCGUCACUCUGAUCAGUCUCAGUCAGAUGAUUGGACGAGGGAGCGGGAGACGUUCCAGGACUUGAAGUCAACAAGUUUGAUGCAGUCUCAAAACUACGUCUGUUGA